Messenger RNA from Trypanosoma theileri, 306 nucleotides. RefSeq lists its product as uncharacterized. Lineage: Eukaryota; Euglenozoa; Kinetoplastea; Trypanosomatida; Trypanosomatidae. The record is from RefSeq and is a predicted model, not a curated record. The transcript has a single exon. The coding region runs from base 1 to 306 and encodes 101 amino acids.
AUGGCUCAAAGAACAGACGCCAUCACUAGGCCAGAGUUCAGGCGCAGCCACCCCACCACGCCUUACGAAGCGACCCUGGCAUAUAUGUAUUUCGCUGAAAAUUUCUUCUUUCUGUUUCUUUGCCCUUUUUUUCCUUUGGCGCUGCAGCAAAUUUCUCCAUUGCAAAGGCGAAGGCGAGUGGAACCCAUCCAAGCUAAAGCAGGGGAAGAGGCGCCGAUGGCGGAAGCCGAAGGGAUUUUAAACUCUUUUAAACUAAAUCUUCUUUCAAAAGUUUAUCUUGAAAAUAUGCGGAAUGCCAUUAUGUAA